Linum trigynum is the source of this 3485-nucleotide messenger RNA. The record is from the annotation of a GenBank genome assembly. Lineage: Eukaryota; Viridiplantae; Streptophyta; Magnoliopsida; Malpighiales; Linaceae.
GCUGCUAUUUGUUUCUCUCUCUCUACGCGGCGCUUCUUAGCAAAAGCCUCAUCCUUCUUUCCGACGGGAAAAAAACUUCCCCGGAUACUCCGCUCCCCGAGAAAUGGUGAUAGUAUCGUCUCUCCGGCUGCCGUCUCUCACCUCCCUCUUCUUCGCCUCUUCUCGGUCAACUCAUCGAGCUCCGGCUGCUCUAUUCCGCCGGCGGCAGCCUUACCUCGCCGCGGCGAGGUUUUCGGCCCAGAGUGCUGCGUCUAGUCUGCCGGAGACCACCGAGGAGCUAGCUGCGAACCAGAAGAAGAGUAGUAAUAGUAAUAAGGUGAACCAGGACCGAGUCAUCACGCCUCGUUCGCAGGAUUUCAACGCUUGGUACCUCGAUGUGAUUGCUAAUGCCGAGCUCGCUGAUUAUGGCCCCGUUCGGGGAACUAUGGUCAUUCGCCCAUACGGCUACGCCAUCUGGGAGGCAAUUCAGGACUAUUUGAAUGUCAAAUUCAAGGAGACCGGGCAUAGCAACAUGUAUUUCCCACAGUUUAUACCGUAUUCGUUUAUUGAGAAAGAAGCUAGUCAUGUUGAGGGAUUCAGUCCUGAACUGGCUGUUGUAACUAUUGGAGGCGGAAAAGAACUCGAAGAAAAGCUCGUGGUGAGACCCACUAGCGAAACCAUAGUUAGUCACAUGUUUACUCAGUGGAUUCAUAGUUAUCGUGAUCUGCCUCUUUUGAUCAACCAGUGGGCAAAUGUCACUAGAUGGGAAAUGCGCACCAAACCGUUUGUGAGGACUCUCGAGUUCCUGUGGCAGGAGGGUCAUACGGCUCAUGCAACUCCAGAAGAGGCGGAAGAAGAGGCUCUGAAAAUGAUUGAUGUCUAUACAAAGUUUGCUUACGAGGAGGCUGCAAUACCAGUGGUUGUAGGUAGAAAAUCCAGAGAAGAAACAUUUGCUGGAGCUGUUAGAACGUAUACAAUAGAGGCUAUGAUGGGUGAUAGAAAGGCUUUGCAGGCCGGAACCAGCCAUAACCUCGGGCAGAACUUUUCUCGGGCUUUUGAAACGCAGUUUACUGAUGAGAAUGGGCAGAGGCAACAUGUAUGGCAAACAUCAUGGGCUGUGAGUACACGUUUUGUUGGUGGGAUUAUCAUGACACAUGGAGAUGAUGCUGGCCUAAUGCUUCCUCCCAAACUUGCACCAGUUCAGGUAGUGAUUGUGCCCAUAUGGAAAAAGGAUGAUGAAAAGGCUGGGGUUCUGAAUGCUGCGUCCUCUGUAAAAGAAGCACUGCACUCCGCUGGUGUGAAAGUCAAACUCGAUGACUCGGACAUGAGAACCCCUGGAUGGAAGUUCAAUUUCUGGGAGAUGAAGGGAGUCCCUAUUAGGAUUGAGAUUGGUCCUCGAGAUGUUGCAAGCGGAAGUGUUGUGAUAUCAAGGAGAGAUGUUCCUGGAAAGCAAGGAAAAGUUUUUGAAAUAUCAAUGGAGCCUUCAACUUUAGUAGGUUAUGUGAAAGACAAGCUGGACGAGAUCCAAGCAUCCCUGCUGGCUAAAGCCACAUCAUUCCGAGAUAGUAACAUUGUCGACGUGAGCUCGUAUGACGAACUUAAAGAAGCUAUAUCCCAGGGCAAAUGGGCAAGGGGUCCUUGGUCCGCAAGCGACAAAGACGAAGCAAGAGUGAAAGAAGAAACCGGAGCAACCAUCCGAUGCUUCCCAUUCGAACAGCCCGCAGGAACCAAGACAUGCUUGAUGACUGGCCAACCAGCCGACGAAGUCGCCAUUUUUGCCAAGUCCUACUAGCUGCGGUAAAGGUAACACCUUUUCCUGUUCCCAGACCACAUCUACUCAUUACCCAAAUUGGCCAAAGCAAAAUAUACGUUUAAAGCGAUUCUGAGUUUGAUUACAUAGGACGUGAACAUGCCUGUUGUAGCUUGAUUCUUACACCUUCAGGAAGGUUCAUCUCUCUCUCUCUCUCUCUCUCUCUCUCUCUCUGGUGAGCUUUUGGACGAUUACAAAAAGAAAAGGCCAGGAAUCAGAAACGGGGGCUGUGGUUGUAGAAUAAGAGGAUCGUAAUUCGUAGUAUGUGUGACAGGGAAAGGGAUGGGAGAGGUGGCAAAUGAGGUUGCAGGGCAGUUAGGAUGUAGAUGGGAGAAGGCGGAGAGGAAAAGGAAUCUUUUUCUUGACUUUUUUUCGUUUUCGUCCUUCCUCUGAAUUCUCCCCUGAUUUCCGCCUUCUUUUCUUCUCAGAGCUAGUGGUGGGUGGGAUCCGCUUCCAUUAUCUCUUUGCUUCUAUCUUUUUUCUUCUUUUAUUUUUGUUUAUUAUUGAAUUCAUUUUUGGGGGUUAUUGCAUUUUUGGCCCUCGUAGAUGCUUUGGCGAUAUGUUUAUUUUCUUUUAAAUCCUUUGUUUAGAAGGUGAAACUAAGGGCAAAAGUUUUAGGGGGAUAGGAUGACAAUUUCGACCUAGUGUGUACAUUAUUCGAUUUGUUUCAACGAUAUUUUGGGUGAGUAAUGGGGGGGGGGGGGGGGGGGGGGGGGGGGGCUGGUGUGUGGUGUGGCUCUGGUCCUUGUCCCAGCCUAACUCGUCAUUCCUGACUCGUUGAGUUUAUCUUUGAUUUAGUAUUUAGUCAAAUUGUUUAUAUUUAGUUAUAUAAUAUCAUAUUCGGAGUCGAAUGUAGUCAAUUCAUAUGUGAGAUUUUCAAUUUCUCCAAGCUAUUUGAUUUCAUUAAUCAUGUUGUUAUCUCUGGUUCUAAAAAGUACUUGUUUGUUUUUUCUUUUCUUUUUCUAAUGAAAAUGCAUAUUUGAAUAGGUAUGAAGCUUCAGAACGUGUUUCAGUUAUUCAUAUGUGAGAUUUUCAAUUUCUCCAAGCUAUUUGAUUUCAUUAAUCAUGUCGUUAUCUCUGGUUUUAAAAUGUACUUGUUUGUUUUUUCUUUUCUUUUUUCUAAUGAAAACGCAUAUUUGAAUAGGUAUGAAGCCUCGGUACGUGUUUCAAGAAUACACAAUAUCCAAAUUGGUAAUGACCUGCCACGGGAUGGGUAAAGGCGAAUUAAGGGAAACGCUACAAUAAGAACUCCAGGGUGUUGUUUUCAUACUGAAGCAUAUAGGAGGCAUGAGAUAGGUAGUCUUGUAUUUUUUUUUUUUAAGAAAAAAAAUUGGUUUGAUCAAUUUUCUCCCAUUAAUUUCUAUUCUCCUAUUGUUUUUAAUGUCGUAUAAGUGUUAUCAUGCUAUCUUGUGGCUUGUCCCGUGACUUCCCCACAUUUCCAUGACUAUGUCUUAUGUUCAAUGUUAUGUAGCGGAAAAGGAAAACUAGGCAAAAUGGUUUUUUGAAGAAGAAUAAUGCAUAGUACAAGGACUCGAAAGGAAGAAAACAAAUUUUCAGAGACUGGUUUUGGUAUAUUUACAUAAAAUGGAGGACCGGACUAGCUCUCAAUUGCUGGUGGUGGGGUCCUUUCAUUUCUUUCUUUCUCUCUCCUUCCCUCAGCCAGCAGUCUGGCGUGGAAUAAAAGUCACGCGGUAAC